This is a messenger RNA of Zea mays, 292 nucleotides long. RefSeq lists its product as uncharacterized. The transcript has a single exon. Lineage: Eukaryota; Viridiplantae; Streptophyta; Magnoliopsida; Poales; Poaceae. The record is from RefSeq and is a predicted model, not a curated record. The coding region runs from base 1 to 267 and encodes 88 amino acids.
AUGCCCGCCCCCUCCGACAUCAACGCCAACGGCGGCUUCCUGUCGUACGGGAACAUGGAGAGCUACGCGAUGUGGGUGGCGACCGGUGUGGCGUCGGCCUUCUUCGCAUCCCUCGAGCGCUGCUCCUGCAUCCACCUCCACACCGUGGAGGACGACGCCGACGAGGAGGAGGAGGACCUCGAGGAGGCCCGCCGCUCCUUCUCCCGCCCGAUCUCUGAGUACUACUACGACCGGUGCGGCUCCUCCGCCUCCGUCGCCAAGAUGUGACCUGACCGGACCGCGCCUCCCUCUG